This is a messenger RNA of Medicago truncatula (barrel medic), 2979 nucleotides long. RefSeq names its product spindle pole body component 110. Bases 144 to 2774 code for a protein of 876 amino acids. The transcript is spliced from 5 exons. The record is from RefSeq and is a predicted model, not a curated record. NCBI's taxonomy places the organism in Eukaryota, Viridiplantae, Streptophyta, Magnoliopsida, Fabales, Fabaceae.
UCAACACUAGCAGCGUAACAAACUCAACUUUCUUUCUUCUCUAGACACUUCUUCCUCCUCCAUUUACUCUCUUCUAUCUAUCUCCCAUAACAAGAAGAUAAUAUCAUCAACCACUUUUUGUAUUUUUCUAUAGUUGAUUAAUAAUGGAUUUUGAGGCUUCUAAUAAGCGAAACUUUUGUGUUGGUGAUGAUGAUGAUGGGAACUUAAACGUUAAUAAUUCAUGUGAGAAAAAAACAUCCCAUUCAGAUGUGAUGAGGGAACCUGUUUCUUGUCAGGACUUUGAAUCCGAACAUGAUGUUGAUGAAGUUCCUGUGUCACCAAAGUUUUCUCCGAUUUCGAGUCUGGGAACAUGUAGUAGUAAACGUGAUCUUUCUGUUCAGACGAGGGAUAUUGGUAUUACAACAAUGCCAGUUAAGAGGCUGUUUGAUAACAGCAAUUCCUUGCACAUUUCUGUUAAGAAAUUGAAGAUGUCACCAUAUUAUGAUCAAAACGAAGACAAAGAUGAUAUUCCUUCGUCGAAUAGAACUGGAAGGUUGGGAAAAUCAGCUGAUAAAUCAUUUUCAUCGCUCAAGAAAGAAGUUAAAUUGGUAGAAAAAUUGUUUAAGAAAUGCAAAAGGAAGAGGAAAGUAGAAGAGAAGAGAUUGCAGUCCAUAAAGAGAGAUAUUGAAGACUGCUGGAAAGAACUUGGAAAAAAGAAGCAGCAAGUUAUUUGUGUUAGAAGACUUAAUGAAAUUCACAACAAUAUGCUGGGGAAACUUGAAAGGAAGGAAGAGGAACUCAAGGCUCUUGCCCAAAAAGUUGCCGAAUGUAAUAUGGAACUAGAGUCCAAAGAGAAAGAGCUUGAUGCAAUGAAAAUAUUAGUUAGCGGACAAGCAGAAAUUUUAGAGUCGGAAAGGAAGAAGUUACUAAAGGUAAUGUCAAUCAGGCAGAAUGAUCCACGUGCUCAAAUGGAAGACUUCGAGUCAAUGAAGAAGUGUUUUGAAGGUCAGGUUAAGGAACUUGAGUCAAAAGAGAAGCAAGUUGAAGGACGGGCAAUGGAGCUAAACUCAAAAGAGAUGCAACUUGAAGUCCGGGAGAAUGAGUUUAAAUCAAAACUAGAGAAAUUUGAAGGCCAAGAGAAGGAGCUUGUAUCAAAACAGAAGCAUUUUGAAAUCCGAUUGAAGGAGUUAGAGUCAAAGGAGAAGCACUUACAAGGACGAGUGAAGGCAUCAGAAUCAAGAGAGAAGCAGCUGGAAGGACAUGUGAAACAGUUCGAAUCAAAGAAGGUGGAACUUGAAUAUUGUAUAAAGGAGAUGGAAUCAAAAAAGAAGCUUUUCAAAAACUGGGUGAACGAGCUUGAAUCAAAAAAGAAGGAAGUUGAAGGACGAGCAAUGGAGCUAGAGUCAAAAGAGAUGCAACUUGAAGGCCGGAAGAAGGAGUUUGAGUCAAAAGAGGAGAAAUUUGAAGGCCAGAUGAAGGAGCGGGAAUUUAAAAUACAGCACUUUGAAAGCCAAUUGAAGGAGUUAGAGUCAAAAGAGAACCAACUUGUAGGACGAGUGAAGGAGUUCAAAUUCAAAGAGAAGGAACUGGUAUCAAAACAGAAGCAUAUUGUAAGCCGAAUGAAAAAACUUGAUUCAAAUGAGAAGCAACAUGAAGCCCGAGUGAAGGAGCAUGAAUUGAAAGAAAAAGAACUCGAAGGUCGAGUUAAGGAGCUCGAAUUACAAAAUAAGCACUUUGAAAGCCAAGUUGAGGAUUUCAAAUCAAAAGAUAAGCAAAUUGAAGAACGGUGGAAAAAACUUGAGUCAAAAGAGAAUCAGUUCAAAGUAAAGGUGCAGGAGCUUGAGUUAAAAGAGAAGCAGGUUGCAGGUCGAGUCAAGGAACUUGAGUCAAGGCUGGAUAAAUUUGAUGGACAACUGAAGGAGCCUGAGUUGACAGGGAAACAAUAUGAAGCGUUAAAAAAAUAUAUCAAUGAGGAAAAAGAAUCGGUUGCAUCCUACAUGGAUGACCGAUUAAGUCCUACCAUUGAUGGAACAAGUUUGCAGUUGGACAUGAGUGAUAAAACCGAUGGAGUUGAGUCACUUCGCAAUGACAUUUAUGUUUAUCUGCUAGAAUCAUCAGAUCCAUCAAGACUUGUUUUGGAUAUAAUACAAAACCCCAUUAUUCCACUGUGUAAGAAGGGAGACAAUGGUGUGGUUAUUGAGGAUAGCCACAUCUACGUGCUAGAAGAACUGAUGAGAAUCUCACCAACUAUUAGACCUUGUGUAAGAGAAGAAGCACUGAAGCUAGCACAUGAUUUGAGAGCUUACAUUAGAGAAAAUACUGAAAAUUCUUUGGCGGUUCUUGGUUUUUUGUUGCUUUUGUCAAUUUAUGGAUUGCUUACUUCUUUCGAUGAAGAUGAAGUUUUGGAGCUUUUUGCAUCGGUUGCUCAGCACAAGACAGCUAUGGAGCUGUUUGAGACCCUGGGUUUUGCAAAUAAAGUUUCUGAUUUUGUUGAGAAUCUUAUCAAGAGGAAGCAAUUUGUUGUAGCUGUUAGAUUCAGUUGUGCAUAUAACUUGGCUGACAAGACUAAACAAGUUGAUCUCUUGCAACAACACAUCCAAAAUGCCAAACUGAUUUGUGCGAACAGUUGCAAGAAAACCAACUCCAUUGAAAUCAAGGAUAAGGCUAGAGAUCAAGAAAUUGCUAGUUUGGAAACUGUUCAACAAUGCAUUUCGGAUUGCAGACUACAGUCUGAGGUUCUUGAAAAUGAGAUCGGAUAUCGCAUGCUUGAGCUGCAAGCACAUAAAGGAAAGUAGUGUUUGUAGUAGAACAACCUGAUGUAAAGAAAUGGGGUAAUGGAAACGGCUAACUUAUACACUACUUCUAUUGGGGUACAUAUUCACGCGUAAAUGACCACAUGACUCUCUCUGUUUCUUGCUCUGUGUAAAAGGUCUAAUUGAAAAGAAUGAAAACUCAUAUGAUAUAAUUAAGUUAUGCAUGAUUCUUCAUUCUUGGUUCUAA